This is a messenger RNA of Gadus morhua (Atlantic cod), 1466 nucleotides long. RefSeq names its product SPOUT domain containing methyltransferase 1 (gene spout1). Gene Ontology annotation, cellular component: kinetochore; mitotic spindle; spindle pole centrosome. The coding region runs from base 48 to 1184 and encodes 378 amino acids. Gene Ontology annotation, biological process: maintenance of centrosome location; miRNA processing. The record is from RefSeq and is a predicted model, not a curated record. Lineage: Eukaryota; Metazoa; Chordata; Actinopteri; Gadiformes; Gadidae. Gene Ontology annotation, molecular function: miRNA binding. The transcript is spliced from 12 exons.
GUCAUGACCCGGAUAGAAAAGAAUUUCACGUGUUGCAGCAUGUAAACAUGUCGGACGGCAGCACACCGAAGAGAGCCAAAGUUGAAAUAACCCAGAACCAUGACAAGGUGGACUGGAGGAAGAAGAAGGCCGAACUGCAAGAGGCCAAGAAGCAGAGGAAAGAGGCCAAGCUCAUAAAACAAUUAGAAAAACAGAAACAGUCAGAGACCGAGGCAGCUGAGAAGGAGGAGCCGCUGCCACAAAGCCGUUCAAGUCGAGGUCGCGGGUACACGGUGAGCGUGGCCCUGCCCGGCUCGGUCCUGGACAACGCCCAGUCCACAGAGCUCCGCACCUACCUGGCCGGGCAGAUCGCCAGGGCCUGCGUGGUGUUCUGCAUCGACGAGAUCAUCAUCUUUGAGGAGCAUGGGGAGGAUGUCCAAAGCGUCGAAGGAGACUACAGGGGGGUUGGGAAGAAGGGGAAUGCAUGCAUUCAGCUUGCAAGGAUCCUGCAAUACCUAGAAUGCCCACAGUAUCUGCGGAAAUGUUUCUUUCCGAAGCAUCAAGAUCUACAAUAUGCUGGUCUGCUGAACCCACUGGACAUCCCCCAUCACAUGAGGGUGGACGAGGAGGCGGAGUACCGCGAGGGCAUCAUCCUUGACCGGCCCACCAAGCCAGGCAAAGGCUCUCUGGUCAACUGUGGCAUGUGGAAGGAGGUGCAAAUCGACAAAAAGCUGCAAACAGGGCUCAGAGUUACGGUACACCUCAAUAAGAAGCAGAAAGAAGAGAAAAGGCUGAUUAAGGGCGUGGUUGUCCCCCCUCACGUGCCCCGGACAGAAGGAGGGUUAUACUGGGGCUACAGUGUCCGUCUGGCCUCCUGUCUGAGCGACGUGUUCACACAAGGUCCACAUAAAGAAGGCUAUGAUGUCACGAUAGGCACCUCAGAAAAAGGACGCAACAUUGACCAAAGUACAUUGCCGGCGUUCAAGCAUCUCUUGGUGAUCUUCGGCGGCCUCCAGGGUCUGGAAGCCAGUGUGGACGGCGACCAGAACCUGGACGUCACGGACCCCAGCGUUCUGUUUGACCUUUACCUCAACACAUGCCCGUCUCAAGGCAGCAGGACCAUUCGCACAGAGGAGGCCAUCUUAAUUUCCAUGGCAGGACUCCGGCCGAAGAUCCUGUCGGCGUUCUCCAGUGGCGCCGUGUAGAGCCAACACCGCCGGCUGGAACCAUGGCCAUAUGGGGGACUUAGUCGUAUUUUUUACAUUUAACUUUGUAUCUAAAUUUUCCAUUUCCUAUUUUCUGCUGGGGCUUUCGCUGAAUUUCGUUUGCCCCCUAAUUGCAAUGUUAUAUGGAUAUAUUGUGAAAUUCAUGUUGGUGUAAGCGAUUUUACACAAUAUCCUAUAUUAUUAAUGUUAUAGAAAACAUACAAUGCCAUUUCUGUAAUGAACAAAUACAACAUGGACCGAAAAUAAAAAGUUUUAAAUGCA